Anoplophora glabripennis (Asian longhorned beetle) is the source of this 1520-nucleotide messenger RNA. RefSeq names its product pyroglutamylated RFamide peptide receptor-like. Gene Ontology annotation, molecular function: neuropeptide Y receptor activity; peptide binding. The record is from RefSeq and is a predicted model, not a curated record. NCBI's taxonomy places the organism in Eukaryota, Metazoa, Arthropoda, Insecta, Coleoptera, Cerambycidae. The coding region runs from base 1 to 1149 and encodes 382 amino acids. Gene Ontology annotation, cellular component: membrane. The transcript has 6 exons. Gene Ontology annotation, biological process: G protein-coupled receptor signaling pathway.
AUGAGCAAUGAUACCGAUUACUACAACUACUCUGGAGAAGAUGAUGACCCACAUACAGUGUUUAACUGGAAUGAAUUGUUGCCGACCAUUGUCGUUUACGGCAUCACUUUUAUUCUGGGCCUGAGUGGAAAUAUUUUGAUUAUAUUUACAACUUUCAAGUACAGGAGGAUGCAGAGUGUCACUAACGUCUUCCUGUCUAGCUUAGCUUCUUCAGACCUUCUCCUAAUCAUGUUCUGUAUUCCCGUUAAGGUAGCCAAGCUUUUUUCUUACACAUGGGAAAUGGGUGCUGUUAUCUGUAAGAGUGUACAUUACAUGCAGAAUGUUUCGACAAUUUGUUCAGUUUUAACGUUGACGGCAAUCAGUAUAGAGAGAUACUAUGCAAUCGUACAUCCUAUGAAAGCUAAAUAUAUUUGUACUAUCAGCCAAGCGAAAAGAAUUAUAUUAUUGAUAUGGGGUCUAUCCCUGUUGCUAGCGACACCCACAUUAAAAGUGCAGAUACAUUUGCCUGUUGGACUUAACAAUGAGUACCGCUGGUGUGUCAGGAACUGGGAUAACCAACCAAUAUGGCGGUUUCACGAACUGUACAUGUUAAUUUUAAUUCUUGUACUACCAUUUUGUAUAAUGACGUUCUCGUACAGCUUAAUUUGUUGGGAAAUUUGGAAAGUUAUGGAACGACGCUCCGUGAUGACCAGCGAGUACGCAUUAACGAGAAAUUACGCGAUAGUAGUGAAUGGAAAGGGCGUUGAAAAUUUCGUUGUAACGGAAAAGAAAAAGCCCAAAGUAAGGAAUGGUCGCGAUGAUACUCACAUGGUGAAACAAGUCAUUUGUAUGCUGGUAGUUGUUGUGGCAUUGUUUGCAGUGUGCUGGGCUCCUCUUUUAAUAGACAAUUUACUUAUGGCAUACGAUGUUCUUCCAUAUUUAAGGAUUGGUCCAUUGAAACAUAUGUCUAUUGCUUUUAGUCUUAUGGCUUACUUUAACAGUUGCAUAAAUCCAAUUGUUUAUGGAUUUAUGUCAAAAAGUUUCCGGGAAAGCUUUGUCCUAGCAGUUUGCUUCUCAUCAGAUAUCAAAUCUGGACAUCGAGAAAGCAGCUACAGCUUAAAAUAUCUUUCAAGGAGGGGCUCGCAAACAAGAAGUACAUCUAUUAGGUGAAACGCUGACGCUUUUCUACAAAACAUUCUAGUCAUAUAAAAGUAUUGUUUAACGUGCAGUUAUUUAAAAUGAGCACUAGCAAUAAACUGCAUGUAUGCACUAGGUAUUAUAAUUAUCUUAGUGACACAUGUUUGAAAGUGAUCUAUUUGUGAUCUAACCUUGCAUGUGAUGUAAAUUUAAUAAACUGUCGAUUAAAAUAAAUGUUAUUUAUAUGGAGAACUGUAAAAAUAAUAAAGGUACUUUCACUUUCUGUGACAACUGUAUGUACCUAAAUUUUGGAUUAGAUCAAUUGUGAGAAAUAUGAAUUCUUAAUUUUAUUUUUAAAUAUAUUUUUCUUCCUGCAUCUAUUUAAAUAAAUAAAAUUUAAAUUA